This is a messenger RNA of Stegastes partitus (bicolor damselfish), 4595 nucleotides long. It is a transcript of the gene parp10, whose product is annotated as poly(ADP-ribose) polymerase family member 10. NCBI's taxonomy places the organism in Eukaryota, Metazoa, Chordata, Actinopteri, Pomacentridae. Gene Ontology annotation, cellular component: cytoplasm; nucleus. Gene Ontology annotation, biological process: negative regulation of gene expression; protein poly-ADP-ribosylation. The record is from RefSeq and is a predicted model, not a curated record. Gene Ontology annotation, molecular function: RNA binding; NAD+ poly-ADP-ribosyltransferase activity; transcription corepressor activity. The transcript has 11 exons. The coding region runs from base 88 to 3702 and encodes 1204 amino acids.
GACGUUCAACAAGCGCCACAACAAGGAAGUGAAACGCUUCAACCCGCCCGGAGAACCUCUGAGCAGAUGUUGUCGCUGUAGUUCAGGAUGCCUGUUGAAAGUCCCGAGGAGAGGACGGUGGAGGUGCUGGAGCUACCUGCAGAGGUGGAUGAGGAGCUGCUGUGUCUGUACUUUGAGAAUAAGCGGCGCUCGGGUGGAGGUCCACUGGUAACUGUUGAGAAGAAUGGUAACCGUGCUGUACUGGUGUUUGAAGAGGCAGAAGCUGCGGCUCGAGUGCUAUCUAAAGGGCACCAUGUUCUGCAUAAUGUUGAGCUGAGUGUGAGAAAGCCUGCCACAAAGGACCGAUGCAGACUGCUGCUGCGGGGGAUCAACCCCAGCACCAGCACGGAGAUGAUAGAGCUCUACGUGGAGAACAUGAUGGGGCUGAAUGUGAAUGACUACAUGCUGUAUCCCUCGCCGGAGAGAGACUUAAUCCUCAUUCAUCUCAGCCAACCCUUCUCAAAAGAUUUUCAAACUAUUAGCACAAAUAUCUCCAGGAGGACACUUGAUAGCGCCAAGGUAUCUCUGGAACAGCUUGAGGAAACGGACUCGGUGUUAGUGGAGAACCUGCACCCUGGCUCCACUCCAGACCUGCUCACUUUGUACUUUCAGAGUAAACGAGGUGGGGCUCAGAAAGUGAGGGAGGUCACCAUGCUAUCAGAGGGUACAGCAAAGGUGUCCUUUGCUAACUCUGAAUCUGUGGGGUCUGUCCUGGCUCAGGCACACAAGCUGGAUGGUGCUGAUCUGGUAGUGAAGCCCUACUUCGUCUUUCUUCAAAAAAGUUCAGCAUCGCAAAACAGUAACGAUGGGGGCCAAGAUGUGACUGUGAGUUCCUCUGAGGAUCUAAAUGAUGUUCAGAUGCAGACCAGUCCUCCCAUUGUUGCCAGUUCCAGCAGUCACUCCUCUUGCCAGACAGACUUGGAGCCACUCGUUGCCCAUGAAACAGCAAAACAGAUGGCAGAGGAACUCAUGGAGGAUCAGAAUGCAGAUGCGGAUCCACUAUCCAGCCAUAUUGCUAUUACAGACCCAGUGAAACAUGCUUUGUUUCAACGCAGCACCGUUCAACAGGACUUAAAGAAGGCUAAUCCAAAUUUUACUAUUGAGAUGAAAGAUGAUGGUGUUUACAUUGCAGGACCUGACAGGCUACAAGUGGAGCAGCUAAAACACACCAUUGUGGAAUUUCUUCGCAACAUAACAAAGACUCAUUUCACCGUCGAGCCAGAAAGGGCUCAGUUCCUUGCGAGAAAAGAUGUAAAAAAGCGGCUCCUAGAAACCUUGAAUCAAACCAGCUCACCUGCUGUGUACACCGUAACAGACUCCAAAGUUAUGGUUAUAUCUGUAUCGCAAAACUCUGCCAACCAGGCAUGUAGCUUUUUAAAAUCCCAAGUGUGUCAUUUCUGCAUGCCAGUGCCCCAAGAAUACGAGUGCAUGCUGUAUUGCAGAGAGUGGUCUGAGUUCCUGCAGGCUCUGGAUUUCUGUUCUGUUAAGGUGUCAGAACGAGGAGAGAAUAUUGAUGUUUUGACUCUGAAAGGGAUGGAGAAUGAGCAGCAGUCUGCAAUCCUGGAGUUUCUGACUACACCGAUUGAAAGGGAGACAGUCAUCUCUAUGGAACCAGGCAUGCUGAAAUACAUUCAGAACCAUUGUCAUCAGCUGCUGGCUGACAUGGAUCAAGUGUCUAUUUUUCCACUCGAGGGUGGAGAUGUUUGUGGGUUAAAGAUUCAUGGCCAUGCCGUUGCUUGCCAGAUGGCAGAAGAGGUGCUGCAAGGUGUGGUCUCCUCUAUCUGCACCAGAACCAUCACAGUGAACGCUCCGGGAGUGGCCCGGUUUAUGGAAGACGAGGACUGCAAAAGCAUUCUGAAAGAGAUGGAGACAAAGUUUCAGGUCUACAUCAACACGAAGUAUGUGCCUUGGCAGCCCCUGUCAUACGAGGACUUUUUAGUAACUGGAUGGAAGAUGAUGUCCCACCACAACUUUCAGAAAGUGCUGAUGGAUAGUUCUGUACAAGACGUAAAGUCCGAUUCAAUGCAAACUGAGCAUAACGGAGCUUCAGACAAAGGUCUGUUAGAGGAGGCAAAGAGAAUCGUCUCAUCCAUUGAUGACGGAGUGGAGGAGAGCGUGUCAGCUUCAGACCAGGUCGAUGACAUGGACGAUCUGGACCUGUACACAGCAGAGGAACUGAGCACCGAGACAGACCAGGACUCUGACGUGACAGCUGUCAAUGCUUCUGAACCGAAUGCUGCGAGACCCCUGCUUAAUGACGGUGCUGUGGCCCUUCCUAGCGAUCUGGAAGAAGAGGCUCAACUGUCUUUAGCCAUCCAGUACUCGAUGGAGUCAAGCCAUUGGUCCCUGGAGAAUGAGGAGGAAGAGCUGAAAAAAGCUUUGGAGUUGUCCAAGAAAAUGGUCCAAAUUAACAGCUCUUCUAAUGUGACUGAGAAGAGCCCUCAGGUGAACCAGCUGCAAAAGAGCAAUGCAAAUGAUGCUUUUCGGCAAGCAAUCAAGGAUGCCAACACCCUCCAGAUAGAAGUGUUUGCAGGGUAUAGUUGUGACUUAAUUCGGGUGGACAUAGCUUUUGGUAAGAAGGUCAACCAGAGACAGGUUGAGGAGAAAGUGGAACACAGGACCUUAAGAAACCUGUCCCCGUACCACAGGCAGUGUCUGGAGGUGAUCGAGCGGAAACAUGCAGUCAAGGUUGAGAUUCAGGGUAGCAUAGUUACCAUUUCUGGAUUUAAGGACUUUGUGUACGGCGCAAUGUGCGACAUGAAGCUGCUGAUGGAAAAAAUCUCCAAUUCUAUCACCGACCGCGAAAUCUUGAAGACCAUCCAAUGGGUGCAGCAAGACCCAGCCUCCUCAGACACGACUCCUUAUUCUGCCGAAGCUACGGUAUUCAUCGAGAAUGCUUUCAGGAUGAAGAUGGACAAGGUGGACAUACUACUCGACAAUCAGCCCCACAUUAUCAACUUUGAAAAGAUGCAAGAAUACAACAUCGCUUCGGGGAAAUCUGUGAAAAUCUCCAGGAAGAUGCUUGAAUUAGAGGCACUGAACGAAGAAUUAGCAGAUGAGGAAUACUCCCUGCUGUCCAACAUGCCCGAAGCAACAAGAGUCGACGAGGAAUCGGAUGAAUUUCAGAAUGUGGUGAAGCGGUUCUAUGAGAGCAUACAGGAAUACCACAGCAAAAUCAGAAUCAUACAGGUGGAGAAGCUGAUGAACCGACUGCUGUACAACCAGUACAAGUUGAAGAAGGCGAGCAUCCUGCAGCGUGCCACAUACCCAGACAUUGAACGGACUCUCUACCACGGCACGAGUGAGACAAGCGUGAAGGAGAUCUGCAUUCAUGGAUUCAACAGAAGUUUCUGUGGAAAGAAUGCCACCGUCUAUGGUCGAGGCGUGUACUUUGCCGUCAACUCCUCGCUGUCUGUCCAGGAGCAGUACUCACCCCCAAACGCAGACGGAUACAAGUAUAUUUUUGUGUCCAAGGUUCUAACAGGAGACUUCACAAAAGGCUGCCAUUCAAUGAAGACGGCGCCGCUGAAGGAGACCGGUGAUAUUCCCCUGAGAUACGACAGCGUGACUGACGACAUUACCAAGCCGUCGAUGUUCGUCAUCUUCAAUGACACACAAGCUUUCCCAGAAUAUCUCAUUACAUGCCAGAGAAUCCAACGCUGAGGAGGUUGAUCAGUCACUACAUCAUGAACCAAAUAUUUGGAGAAAAGACUGAUCAUGUUUCUGUGUUUCUACCUUGAUUUCUAAAGGGCUUAAAGCAUGAUCAUCGGUUGUGUUCAAAUUCUCAUCAAGUACAUCACUGUUUAUCGAUUCUCACUCUUGAGUUCUUCACUUCAGUCAGUUGUGAUUAGAAAAAUAUCCCAAAAAGCAACUUAUACACAGUAUGUCCUUUACGGCCUUUACAUUGGUGUGGCUCAGCAAUUGUCGCAUGAUAUCUCACUCGUCAUAGCCAGUUUGGUUCUUGUUGGCAUUGCUUACACACUCCGGUUGUUAUUGUUCGUCUGUCUUAAACUUUCAAGCAUCCAAAUUAUGUUGCGUGUAUGAUUUCAAGUCAAAUGCAAUUAAUCUGUCCUACAUAGUACUUCUUUGCAAUUCCUUCGCUGGCAGACAGCACUAAAGCUGUCUGACUGCUUCAACCAGUAAUACCAGUUAUGUUUUGUGUACCAUUUGCAAAACUUGUGAUGGUUCUUGAUUGUCAUCUUCCAGUUCAGCUAUUCUUUACGUAAUGAAGUAAGCACAGGUGGCAGAAUUUGUGGAUAUUAUGAUUACAUUAUAGUGCCUGUUUCAUUUUUUAAAGUGCUCUGAUCUCUGAGGCAAAUCUUCUGAUUUGUUUAAAUCUGUGACUACUCGCAAGGAAUGUGUUGACCAUCGGUCUCUGCUGUUGUUUUUAAUUUUGAUUUUAUUACAAAUUCUACAAAAAGCAGUGGUUUUGUAGCAUUGCAUUUUCGUCUUUUACUUGUUUUUUUUGUUGCUGUUUUGUAAGAAAACAUGAACUUGCAGUCUUAAGAGAGAUCACGAUGUUUGUAUGAAAAAUAAAGCUUAAAAUGAGAAACGUU